GCACGGGGCAGCUCCUCCCAGCACCCGGCCAGACGCAGGCGCAGCCAGUGCCCCAGCUCGUCCGCGCGCCUCGCGCCACCCUAACCUCUUCUCCGGGGCCCUCCGAGGACCGCGGUGAACGUGUUCGUGGAGGUGACUGGCACGGCCUUUGAGGCCACCGCCAGCGAUCGACAGCUUCCAGCACGACGGCCUUGGAGGUGAGGAUGGCGACCAACCUCUCAUCGCCCAGCAGCAGCUGCGCUGACUCCCCGAGCGGCCGCGGCGCGGCGCCACCGUCGCCCCUAACCUUCUUCUUCCUGCUCUUCUUUUCACCCGCCGUGUUUUGCUGAGACAAAAGUGUUUGUGUUUUCGAUUCGCGUUUGGUCUCGGACGACCUGACCUCGCCGAGGUGCCUCCUGGUGAGCAUGUCGGACACGGCGGCCAGCGCGCCACGGCACAUCGUGGCUAUUUAGCUUGAUAGCUAGUGCCGUUCCUGGUGAAAGUCACCAUGAUCGCGAAGAAGGGCGACAUGGUCAAGAGGCUGGUGCUCGUCGCGGUGGCCGCGAUGUGCUGGGCACAGCCCGCGGACGCCAACCCGGACGCCAAACGGCUCUACGACGACCUGCUCAGCACAUACAAUCGCCUGAUCCGCCCCGUGUCCAACAACACCCACACCGUGCUCGUCAAGCUCGGACUGCGCCUGUCGCAGCUCAUCGAGUUGAACCUGAAAGACCAGAUCCUCACAACCAACGUCUGGCUCGAGCACGAGUGGCAGGACCACAAGUUCAAAUGGGACCCGUACGAGUACGGGGGCGUCACCGAGCUGUACGUGCCGUCCGAACACAUCUGGCUGCCGGACAUCGUGCUCUACAACAACGCGGACGGCGAGUACGUUGUGACCACCAUGACCAAGGCCGUGCUGCACUACACGGGCAAGGUCCUGUGGACGCCCCCUGCCAUCUUCAAGUCGUCGUGCGAGAUUGAUGUGCGCUACUUCCCGUUCGACCAGCAGACGUGCUUCAUGAAGUUCGGCUCGUGGACCUACGACGGCUUCCAGAUUGAUCUGCAGCACAUCAACCAGAAGGUGAACGAGAACAUGGUCGAGGUCGGCAUCGACCUCAAGGAGUACUACCCGUCCGUGGAGUGGGACAUCCUGGGCGUGCCGGCCGAGCGCCACGAGCGCUACUACCCGUGCUGCAACGAGCCGUACCCCGACAUCUUCUUCAACAUCACCCUGCGCCGCAAAACGCUCUUCUACACCGUCAACCUGAUCGUGCCGUGCGUCGGCAUCAGCUACCUGACGGUGCUCGUCUUCUACCUGCCGGCCGACUCAGGCGAGAAGAUCGCCCUCUGCAUCAACAUCCUGCUGUCGCAAACCAUGUUCUUCCUGCUCAUAUCCGAAAUCAUACCGUCCACCUCGCUGGCGCUGCCGCUGCUCGGCAAGUACCUGCUCUUCACCAUGUUCCUGGUGGGCGUGUCGGUCGUCAUCACCAUCAUCGUGCUCAACGUGCACUACCGGAAGCCGUCCACGCACAAGAUGGCCUCGUGGGUGCGGAAGCUCUUCAUACGCUGGCUGCCCAAAGUGCUGCUCAUGCGUGUGCCCGACACCAUGCUGGCGGAUCUCGUCGGCAACAGACGACUGUUCCGCCUCUCCACCAAGAAGGCCCGGCAGAUGCAGACCUCGGCCUCGCAGGUGGUGGCCUCCUCCUCCACAGCCUCCUCACCCGACUCGUUCCGCCUGCCGCCGGGCCGGCCCGGGGGCUGCAACGGCCUCCACUCCUCGGGCGCCACCAACCGCUUCGCAGGCCUGUCCUCGGUGCUGGCCGGGCUAGACGACAGUCUAUCGGACGUGGCCAUCCGGAAGAAGUACCCCUUCGAGCUGGAGAAGGCCAUCCACAACGUGCUCUUCAUCAAGCACCACAUGCAGCGCCAGGACGAGUUCGACGCGGAGGACCAGGACUGGCGGUUCGUGGCCAUGGUCAUGGACCGGCUCUUCCUGUGGAUCUUCACGGUCGUCUCGCUGGCCGGCACCUUCAUGAUCCUCUGCGAGGCGCCGUCGCUCUGGGACGAGACCAAGGCCAUCGACACGGAGCUGUCCAACGUCGCCCAGCAGCAGUACCUGCCCGACUUCGCCAGCAUGUCGCACGCGGCCGGCGGCGUGGAGUAGAGGCCCGGCCGGACUGCUCAAUGCUGCUGCUGCUGCCCCCCUUCGACUGCCGUUGUUUCGUUUUGUCCCGUUGCUCGCCCGUGCCGCAUGGCACUGCGGGGAGCAGUUUUCUAAGGCCCGACGCGCGGAUCCGUGCUAGGCCGACCGCACAUUUUAAGAUAAAGUGCCUCUCGAAAAACGACCUCUCGUUUUACCCCAAGAUGGGUACAAUCAAGGAUUUCGCUCACGUCAUAUCGAUCCUACUCUCUCUGUCAAAAUCAAACCAACGAAGUCUUGCAACGGCCAAAGUCGUGCCAAAUAAGUGAGGCGCUCAGGAGGACAAUGCGUCAUGAUUACUUCCAAACGCUCAACGAAUUAAAUAUCAUUUUCUUUUUUAAAAAAUUUACUUAUAGUUAAAAGAGGUGUAAAAGUGCGAAAACAUAAAAACCUAACAUUCAGUACAAACCUCAUAUUGUAGGAUUUGAACUUAAAGAUUAAUUAAAUAAAAGUUUCAACCUGCUUCAUUAAACAAGUACUUAUUGCUUUCAAUUUGCUUCGAGCGUGUAUUACACGGAGUCUCGAUAUUUGUCGCCGCUACGUUUAGUGUGGGUAAGCUUGGGUAAGUGUACGGCGCAUGCGUUCGCUGCUGCCGUGCUCCGAUCUCCCUACUCCUCCGGCAGGUGAGUCGGUGAGCCGAAACGUGCAAUUUUCCUAAUAUUACCUCACACGAUACAUUAAGUGAGGCGCUAAUUACCGAGGGCCCACUGUAAUAAGAAAAUAAUUUAAAGACUUGAUGUAAGUACACAAACCAUUUAAAAGCAAUCAUUUUGCCUUAUAGUUGCGUAACUUUUAAAUAUUUAAUAAUGUUGUAUACGGCUUUUCUUAAAAAGUCAAAUUUUAUCUGUUGACAAAUUCAAAUCUAAACCUGUUUGUAAAUAAAAUAUUAGGGCGAGGUAAAUAAAAAUAGUUAAAUGAUUCAUUAGCAGACACGGUGGCUGCUUACUGUACAUAUGUAUGAUAAAACGUAAUUAGAGCACAACGUUCCUAGACUGAUUUUAAGGUGCUCUGACAAAUCUUUUUCUACAAUCAAUUCAUGGAGAGGACGGCAUCGAGCGUUUCAGAAAAAUUAUACGUAAACUGCCGACAGAUGUGUGCACUCUAAAUGUAAAGGGACAACUUUGUAUCAAGCUUCGAUGUGUGCUUUCGCGCACAUGAAAAUCAGAUACAAAUUUGCCUUUAGGUUAGAGAAAAUUUGGUGUUUGUACUUGUUAGCUGUCGGUCCAAAUUAUCUCACCAUACAGACAAAUGUGCACAUUUGUGAGUCACACAAGUGUGACUCACAGGAGCACGAAUACAUCUAACCUAGGGACAAAAAUUGUCCCUCUCGAUUUAGAGUGGGGACGCGGAACCUCCCUCAGUGAUACCGGCCGGUAUGAAGGAGAUUCACGCGCCCACAUUUUUUUGUACAAUCAUGCUGUCUCAUCUCAGCGAGAACGUAUAAUAAAUGUUGUUUCCAAGUACA
This is a messenger RNA of Frankliniella occidentalis (western flower thrips), 3647 nucleotides long. It is a transcript of the gene nAChRalpha2, whose product is annotated as acetylcholine receptor subunit alpha-L1. Lineage: Eukaryota; Metazoa; Arthropoda; Insecta; Thysanoptera; Thripidae. Gene Ontology annotation, biological process: regulation of membrane potential; monoatomic ion transmembrane transport; chemical synaptic transmission. The transcript is spliced from 9 exons. The coding region runs from base 488 to 2146 and encodes 552 amino acids. The record is from RefSeq and is a predicted model, not a curated record. Gene Ontology annotation, molecular function: transmembrane signaling receptor activity; acetylcholine-gated monoatomic cation-selective channel activity. Gene Ontology annotation, cellular component: postsynaptic membrane; synapse; neuron projection.